Aphidius gifuensis is the source of this 2284-nucleotide messenger RNA. It is a transcript of the gene bigmax, whose product is annotated as max-like protein X. The record is from RefSeq and is a predicted model, not a curated record. NCBI's taxonomy places the organism in Eukaryota, Metazoa, Arthropoda, Insecta, Hymenoptera, Braconidae. Gene Ontology annotation, biological process: regulation of transcription by RNA polymerase II. Gene Ontology annotation, molecular function: DNA-binding transcription factor activity, RNA polymerase II-specific; protein dimerization activity; RNA polymerase II cis-regulatory region sequence-specific DNA binding. Gene Ontology annotation, cellular component: nucleus. The coding region runs from base 333 to 1055 and encodes 240 amino acids. The transcript is spliced from 5 exons.
UACAAAUAAUUGUAAAAAACUAUAAAAUCACUUGUACAACUCUGACAUUUAAGAGCAUGAUCAAGGUCGUUUUUCUAAAAUUUGUAAAUAUUAUUAGAUAGUUUAGAAAUGCACCUAAGCAAUGGCACUCUUUCAAGAUGUGUCAAUAUUGACAUUUGAUAUCAAAGUUUUACAAUAAAAACAAAUAAUGGGAAGAUAUAGCAAUUGAAAUUGAACAAGUGUAUUAUCUUUUGUCUUCUUUGUUGUAAUCACGUGACUUACAUAACGUUUAUAACCAUAAUAAAAAAAAAAAAAUUAAAAAAAUACAAGUCAAGUUUUAUUACUGCAUUCACAUGGCUGAGUUAUUGAGUAACGAAAAAACUGAAACCCACAUGCUGAGUCGAAGUGGAAUCAACGAUAAUGAUAUGAAACUAGAGCCAUUAAGUCCUACUGAAAAAUAUUUAUUUCCAAGAUGUAACAGCACUGGCUCAUUAAAUACUCCUGGAUCAUCAGCGCAUAAUUCUGAAGAUGACGAUAGUGAUAAUCAAAACUCCACUAUAAGCUAUAAGGAACGUCGACGUGAAGCUCAUACACAAGCUGAACAAAAACGUAGAGAUGCUAUUAAAAAAGGAUAUGAUUCAUUACAAGAUUUAGUGCCAACAUGUCAACAUACUGAUGCUUCUGGUUAUAAAUUAUCAAAAGCAACUGUACUACAAAAAUCCAUAGAUUAUAUACAAUUUUUAUUACAACAAAAAAAAAAACAAGAAGAUGAAAGAAAUUCUUUACGUAAAGAAGUUGUUGCAUUACAAAUAAUGCAGACAAAUUAUGAACAAAUUGUUAAAGCACAUCAAACACAACCUGGACAUUCUGAAAUGAGAGUUUCUGAUGAGACUAAAUUUCAAGUGUUUCAAGCAAUAAUGGAUCGUCUUUUUCAGACUUUUAAUAGUAUAUCAGUUGCAAAUUUUGCUGAAUUAUCUGGAUGUGUGUUCAGCUGGUUAGAGGAACAUUGCAAACCUCAGACUCUGCGAGAUGUCGUUAUGUCAGUUCUUCACCAACUCAAUGCUGAAAUCAGCUAAUCAUCAAGAUAAUUAUUCAAAGCAGCUGAGUAUUUUAUUUUUUUUUCCUCGUCUAUUGAUUUUUGAAUGACUACAUGUCUUCAAUAAUACCAAAAUAAAAUCAAACUGGACAUGCUGCCUUGGGGACUUGAAGACUAUUAAGCAUAAUUCAUUUCUUUUUUUUUUAUUUUUUCAAAUUUAAUUAUACAUAUUGUCGUACUCAAAGUAAAGAAGCUUUAAUAUUAUUUUUUGAAUUUUUUUUUAUCAUUAAACUGGCAAAUUACUUGUCUAUUCUUCCUCGGGGUUUUUGAAAUUGUUAAUAUUAAAAAAAGCAUAUGUCCCCUGUGUUAAAAAGUUAAAAAAGUACAAUUAAAAAUCACAAUCGAAAUUCUUUUUCGCUUUAUCGAAACAAUAUUGUAACAUCUCCAUAAUUAUUUUUCUAAAAUUUAAAAAACAACAAAAUUUAUAUAUUUAAAAGUGUGCCUUUGUCACUUGAUAAAUAAUGUGAUUUAAAUUUAAUUGUACAAAAAAAAAAAAAAAAUGUUACCUAUUGUAAAUAAAAUAAUAUACUCUCAUUUUUUAUGUCAGAGUUAUAUUUUUUUAUCGUCGAUAAAAAAAUCAAUGAGAGUUUUCUCAUCAAGAAUUUAAGAUGUCUAUAAGAGUGUUAACUAAUUAUAUAUUAAUAUAUUAUAAUAGGAAAAAAAAAACAAAACAAUUACACAAUAAUUAAUUGGCAUUUAAAAAAGUUAAUUUUAUGCAUAAUAAAAAUGAACAAUUCAUUCUAGUUUUUUAUGUAUAUUAAAUUAAAUCAUAAAAAUAAAAUCAUACGAUUAAUUUUCUAUUUAUAUUUAAAUUACUGGUUAUCAAUCGAUAAAUGCUUAUUACGUACAAAUUUUUUUUCUUUGAUUAUUUAUCUAAUUACAAAAAUAAAAAAAAAUAUUAAAAAAAAUUAAAUGAUGAAAUGGGAUAUAAAUAGUAACAUCGCAUAUGUUAAAAAAAAAAGAUAACCCGGAAAUGUUUAUGAGCAAUGUUGAUAAGCAAGCGAAAAAAUAAUCAUUUAAUUUGAUAAAAAAUAUUUCAAACAUUACGAGGCCAAAUGUAUAUAAAUAUUUGUGAAAAAAAAAAUAAUUAAAUGGUUGUAAUAUCAUAUUAUUUGAAUGACGGAUUUCGAAUGUUUCUUUUUAACUUGAAAAGAAAAAAAAAAAACAAACGAUGAUAGUCCAAGAUUUUUAUAUAAACAUAAUCCAAAG